Malassezia japonica is the source of this 537-nucleotide messenger RNA. RefSeq names its product subunit of the Arp2/3 complex (gene ARC18). Gene Ontology annotation, molecular function: actin filament binding. Gene Ontology annotation, cellular component: cytoskeleton; Arp2/3 protein complex. Gene Ontology annotation, biological process: Arp2/3 complex-mediated actin nucleation; regulation of actin filament polymerization. NCBI's taxonomy places the organism in Eukaryota, Fungi, Basidiomycota, Malasseziomycetes, Malasseziales, Malasseziaceae. The record is from RefSeq and is a predicted model, not a curated record. The coding region runs from base 1 to 537 and encodes 178 amino acids. The transcript has 3 exons.
AUGCCGGCGUACCACUCGAGCUACAACGAGGAGCCGAACGUGCGGCAGAUCGCCUCGAUUUCGAUCCUGCCGCUGAAUACGCGCAGCCGCGGCCCUGCCCCCCCGCCGAUCGACCCGUCCCGGCCGGAUAUCGUGGAGGAGAGCAUUGACCUGUUCCGUGCGAACUCGCUCUUUCGCAACUUUGAGAUCAAGGGCGGUGCGGACCGCCUCCUGAUCUACCUGAUCCUCUUCAUCUCCGACUGCCUGUCGCGCAUUGCUGCGUCGCAUGGUCCGUGGACCAAGCACGAGGCGCUGAAGCAGCUCUCGUCGCACGCCGUCGACGGCUUUGCGCUCCCCGGCGAUGCCAACUUUCCCCUCUCGUCGCUGUACUCGGCGCCGGCGAGCCGCGCGGACGCAGACGCCUUGCGGCAGUACCUCACGCAGGCCCGCCAAGAAACCGUGACGCGCCUCGUCGAAAAGAUUUAUCAAGACGACGUCCCGUCGCGGUGGUGGCUCGCGUUUACCAAGCGCAAGUUUAUGGGCAAGAGUCUGUCAUAA